Messenger RNA from Conger conger (European conger), 3761 nucleotides. RefSeq names its product CAP-Gly domain-containing linker protein 1-like. The coding region runs from base 281 to 3691 and encodes 1136 amino acids. NCBI's taxonomy places the organism in Eukaryota, Metazoa, Chordata, Actinopteri, Anguilliformes, Congridae. Gene Ontology annotation, biological process: cytoplasmic microtubule organization; positive regulation of microtubule polymerization. Gene Ontology annotation, molecular function: microtubule plus-end binding. The transcript has 23 exons. The record is from RefSeq and is a predicted model, not a curated record. Gene Ontology annotation, cellular component: nucleus; microtubule plus-end; cytoplasm.
AAGGCGUUGUGUGUGAACCGCUAGCAACCUAUCCCCAGACGAAAGGGGCUCAAAGCCUGGGAUUAUAGGGAGCGUGGUUGUACUGCUUCUUUUUGAGAUAUUUCACGAUUAUAAUCCAGGGUCCCCCUUUGACGUCCACCAUUUUGUUUCCGUUUCGCUUUUUGUUGCAUCUCUUUAAACCUGUCCCCUGAAAGAGGAGCGUGGGGCGGGUGGCCCAUGUUUUGGCAGGGGUAGCACCCCACCUGACACCCGUGGACUCCCCUGCUCUCAGAAGGGAACCAUGAGCACCCCCAAACCCAGCGGCCUGAAGGCCCCCAGCAAGAUCGGCAGGCCAGCGGGGGCAGCUACCAAAACGUCCCCUCCCUCCGCCCUGCCAAAACCUGCCUUGGCUGAAAAGCUUCCCCCUAGCUCUGGGGCCUCAGAGGCCCAGGGGGCAGAAGAGGUCUUCCAGGUGGGGGAGCGCGUUUGGGUGAACGGGAACAAGCCCGGCUUCGUGCGGUUUCUUGGAGAGACCCAGUUUGCGCCCGGUCAGUGGGCGGGCGUCGUCCUGGACGACCCCAUCGGGAAGAACGAUGGCUCGGUGGCGGGCGUGCGGUACUUCCAGUGCGAGGACCAGCGGGGCAUCUUCACCCGGCCCUCCAAACUGUCCCGCACCGCCACGGCUGAGAACGAGGCUAAUGGGGCACAGACCGCGCCCGCCUCCCAGGCCAGCACCCCCACCUCCAACACCCCGGGGGCGUCCGUGGGGGCCCCCGCCGCCUCAAAGAAGCCCCCGCCCACCACCAUGCCCACCGCUGCCAGCAGCAAUCUGGCCCGGACCACCAGCGAGUCCAUGUCCAACCUCUCAGAGGGGGGCUCUGCCAAAAAGGGCGAGCGGGAGCUGAAGAUAGGCGACCGGGUGCUGGUAGGGGGCACUAAAGCGGGGGCGGUGCGUUUCCUGGGCAUGACGGACUUCGCCAAGGGGGAGUGGUGCGGUGUGGAGCUGGAUGAACCUCUGGGCAAGAACGAUGGGGCAGUGGCAGGCGGCAGGUACUUCCAGUGCCAGCCCAAGUACGGCCUCUUCGCCCCCGUGCACAAGGUGACCCGGAUUGGCUUCCCCUCCACCACCCCGGCCAAGGCCAAAUCGAAGGGGCGCAAGUCUGGGGCCAGCCUGAUGCGCAGCCCCAGUGCCUCCUCCAUCAGCUCCAUCAGCUCCCUGGCCUCCUCCGUGGGCGGCAAGCCCAGCCGAGCCGGACUGCUGACGGAGACCUCGUCCCGCUACGCGCGGAAGAUCUCGGGCACCACGGCGCUGCAGGAGGCCCUGAAGGAGAAGCAGCAGCACAUCGAGCAGCUCCUGGCCGAGCGGGACCUGGAGAGGGCCGAGGUGGCGCGCACCAUCAACCACAUGGGCAAGGUGGAGCAGGAGCUCAGCCUGAUGCGGGAGAGCCAGGAGCAGUAUGUGCUGGAGAUGGAGGCUAAGAUGGACCAGUUGCGCAUGCUGGUGGAGACGGCUGACAAGGAAAAGGUGGAGCUGCUGAACCAACUGGAGGAGGAGAAGAGGAAAGUGGAGGAUCUUCAGUUCACUGUAGAAGAAGCUUGCAUUACCAAAGGUGACUUAGAGACGCAGACCAUUCUGGAGCACGCCCGCAUAAAGGAACUUGAACAGAGCCUGCUCUUUGAAAAGACCAAAGCUGACAAACUCCAGAGGGAGUUAGAAGACACUAGGGUGGCCACCGUCUCUGAGAAGUCUCGCAUCAUGGAGCUGGAGCGGGAGCUGUCCCAGCAGGCCAAGGAGAUGGCGGGGCUGCGGCUUCGGCGGGAGGAGUCUCCGCAGAGGCCGGGUGGCUCGUCCGGCCCUCUCCUGGAGGAGCUGGGCGCCCUACGGGAGCGACUGGAGGCCCAGAGCGGGGAGCACCAAUGCGACCUCGCCGCCCUCAGAGACAGGCUGGCGGGGGCCGAGAGGGUGCACGGUCAGGAGCUGGCCCUCCUGAGGGCCGCCUCCGAGGAGCUGUCCCGGGACAACCAGCGGCUCAGGGCCCACCCGGGGCAGUCCAAGGAGGGGGGCCCGGCGGGGGCGGGAGCUCGCCUGGCGGAGGAGCUGAGGGCCUGCAUGCAGGAGGCGGCUGAGGAGAAGGAGCGCCUGAGGGAGGCGCUGCGCGGGAGGCUGGAGCGCACCGAGGAGCAGCACCUGGUGGAGAUGGAGGACGUGCUGAGCAAGCUGACCUCCGCGGAGACAAAGGUCAGUGAGUUGACCAAAGAACUUGAGAGCAGGUUCCAGAAGGUUCUCUCCCUGCAGCAGAGUCUGGACUCUGCAGAGCAGAACAGGGCCUCACUCAGGGAGGAGCUAGAGAGCUUGAAGAAGAGGUUUGAAGGAGAUUCGGAGGAGAAGGCAGCGGCCGUGGAGGCUAUGCAAGUGACAGUCAAGAGGCUUCAUGAGAAAGAGGAGCUUUGCUUGUCCCUCUCAACUGCAGUGGAAGACCUGAAAACCCAGCUGGCAGGAAUGGAAAGGAAGAUGAAGGCAGUGGAGGAGAGACGAGACCAGCUGACUCAGGAUAAAGCCAAACUGGAGAAUGACAUCACAGUCAUGAUGAGAUCAUCAGGGGACAGCUCCUCCCAGCUCACCAAGAUGAAUGAUGACCUCAUUCAGAAGGACAGGCGGCUGGGGGAACUGCAGUCGCAGCUCACGGAGGCCCGGGAGCAGGCCGCUCGCUCGGAGGAGGGCCGGACGAAGGACCAGGCCCGGGCGGAGGCGGAGCUCAAGGCCCUCCGGGAGCGGUUGGAGCGCAGGCUGGACGGUCUGAUGCAGCAGAACUCAAAGUACCAGGAGGAGCUGGGCCUGUCCGAGCAGCGGCUGACCAUGGAGAGCCAGCGCGUGGGCAACCUGUGCAAGGAGAUCGAGGAACUGAAGCUGGCUGCUACCCAGAAGUCUCUGAGCCUGGCUGCCCUUCAAGAGGAGAACGGAAAGCUGGCCAAUGAGCUGAGCCACGGCGGCCAGCACAAGGGUGGGGAGGACCGUUUGGUGCUGAACAGCGCAUUGCCGGACGUGAAGAGAAGAGAGAGCAGUUCAGAGGCUGAGCGAGAGGGAGAGAAGGCUGACCUCCAGCAAUCUUUGCAGAACACCAGUGCCUUGAUCCUGGAGAAGGACAAAGAGCUGGAGACCCUGAGGAACGAGAUCGCGGUGCUGCGGGGGGAGAGCACCAUGGCGAAGACGCUGCAGGCGGCCGUGCUGACCCUGGAGACGGACAAGGCCCAGCUGCAGGCCCGCGUGCGCAGCCUGGAGCAGCGGCUCACCGGCCGGGACGACACCUCCACAGGUGACACGGCCCUGGACCAGCUCCGGGAGGAGAAGGAGUUUGCGGAGGGCCAGAUUGACUUCCUGAACUCGGUCAUCGUGGACCUCCAGAGGAAGAACCAGGAGCUGAAGAGCAAGCUGAAGAAGCUGGCGGAGGCGUCCUUCAACGGGAACGCUGACGGAGAGCUGGACAACCACGGCAGUCUGUCCAAGAAGAAGCCCACUCCCCGGCUCUUCUGUGACAUCUGCGACUGCUUCGACCUCCAUGACACGGAGGACUGCCCCACUCAGACCCAGUCGCCCGAUUCGCCGCCCCACACCGCCUACCACGGUAGCCGUGGUGACGAGCGGCCGUACUGCGACAUCUGCGAGGCGUUCGGCCACUGGACCGAGUCCUGCAACGACGACCAGACCUUCUGAGCCCCUCCCCAACCACCUCCCCAACCCUGCCCCUCCUCAAACCUGCCCCUCCCCCUCCCCAACGCUUGCC